Messenger RNA from Plasmodium fragile, 384 nucleotides. RefSeq lists its product as uncharacterized. The transcript has 5 exons. NCBI's taxonomy places the organism in Eukaryota, Apicomplexa, Aconoidasida, Haemosporida, Plasmodiidae. The coding region runs from base 1 to 384 and encodes 127 amino acids. The record is from RefSeq and is a predicted model, not a curated record.
AUGAAAUUUUUGCUAAACAACCUUUUGAGGAAAAUGCCGAAAAGUGUAUCCAAAGAAACGGCACACAAUGUAACUGCAAAUCUCCCCAGUUAUAUAAAAAAAAAAGAUGAAAAUUUUUUAAUAAGUCUGCGUGUUAAGCCCAAUGCAAAGAACACAUCCAUAUAUUUUAACUCGGAUAGAGAAGUGCUGAAUAUUAAUAUACAAGAGCAGCCAAUAAACAACCAGUCCAAUAUCGCCAUCAUAGGUUACUUCUCCGACAUCCUGGAUUUGAAAAAGAGAGACAUAUCCAUCGUUUCGGGGCUGAAGUCAAGGGACAAAGUUUUAAUGGUUUCAAAUAUCUCCCUGGAUGACUUAAAUAGCAAAAUUGCCGAAAAUGUUGAGUGA